AUGGAGAUGAUUGAGGAGAUUUAUGCAAAUGCAGGUGUUACUCCAGACAGCGGAGCUGAUUCCAGUGACAGUAACAGUUCAUAUGAAGAAAUUGAUGUGAACGAGGACAAUUUGGAGACCCAGCGGACCGGAAGACUCAAGCAGUCUGAGACCUCAGGAAACAACCAUGCAGGGAAUAAAUGUUACAGAGUGACUGCAGUGUGUCCGCUGCUGCUGUGUGUUCUCCUGCUGACUGCCAUCACAGUGCUGUGGAUCAAAUUCAACAGCGUGAAUACAGAAAACAACCAGCUACAGACCAGAUACAGCAACCUGACUAUAGAGAGAGACCAGUUAAAAUUAGAGAGAUACCAGUUACAAACUAGUUACCACAACCUGGCUAAAGAGAGAGACCAGUUACAAACCAGUUACAACAACCUGAAUACACAGAGAGACCAGUUACAGACCAGUUACAAGAAACUGACCAAAGAGAGAGACCAGUUACAGACCAGUUACAACAACCUGAACACAGAAAAAGACCAGUUACAGACCACUUACAACAACCUGAACACAGAAAAAGACCAGUUACAGACCAGUUACAACAACCUGAACACAGAAAAAGACCAGUUACAGACCAGUUACAAGAAACUGACCAAAGAUAGAGACCAGUUACAGACCAAUUACAACAACCUGACUAAAGAUAGAGACCAGUUACAGAAGCAAAAAGUUGAACUUCAGGAAAAGUUGACUAAGUUGGGAUGGACAUUUUUUAGCUCCAAGCCUUACUACAUCUCCAGUGAGAGGAAGACCUGGACUGAGAGCAGACAGGACUGCAGAGAGAGAGGAGCAGACCUGAUGAUCAUAAACAGCAAAGAGGAGCAGGAGUUUGUGGAUAAUUUGAGCAAGAGCAAGAAACCUGGCGUUUAUAUUGGUCUGACUGACCUUGAUAAUGAAGGAGUGUUUAAAUGGGUGGAUGGAACAUCACUGACCACUGCGUACUGGUCAUCUGGAAAUGUUUUUUCAGAUAGUGAGGACUGUGUUGUAAACAGGUAUGAUGGAAGUGAUGGAUGGUAUGACAGACCAUGCACAGAAACUUACUACUGGAUCUGUGAAUAACUCGUCUCCACUAACAACAUAAGACCAUCAUUACAAUUACACACA
Molecule: messenger RNA, 1137 nt
Organism: Pangasianodon hypophthalmus (striped catfish)
Lineage: Eukaryota; Metazoa; Chordata; Actinopteri; Siluriformes; Pangasiidae
Product: CD209 antigen-like
Exons: 5
Coding region: 1-1092 (363 amino acids)
Source: RefSeq, a predicted model, not a curated record